AAAAAACAUUUGUACAGUAGCCAUCGAAUAAAGCUGCAUGCGGAUGGCCCCUUCCCCUCCCCCUUCCACCUCGCCGAUCACCCCCACGGCGACCGUAACCACCACUGCUUCCCCCUCAAAUCCGGCCUCCUACAGCCCCUCGCAGCCCCUCCUGACACUAGAUCCAUGCUCUCCCAACUCCGACCCAUCCCGAGAACCCCCGAUCUGCUCGCCACACCAGUCGUCGCGCCCCCAAUCGCCUCCACCCCCGCCGCCUCCCCCCGGCGUUCUCGACUCCAAUCCAUCGCCGUCCUCCCAGAUCCCGCCCUUGGACCCACUUUUCCUCAACGUGCAGGAGCCAACUCGCUACUGCCCAGCUCCAAAUGGGUCCGAUUCGCCUUUACUCUGCCCUCACCCCAAGCCAACCACCGCGCUGGGCGAAUUCUAUCGCCGGUCAAAUCCAUCCUCAAGCCAGCAUUCACUGUUGUUCGCUCCACCUCGACCGACCACCACUCCCAAGUUGCAAAGGCGAAACAUCCACUCCUCACAGCCUCUGAGGCCUCCGACCGCGCAGUCAAGCUGUGGGAACCUCGCUCCUAGUGGCAUAUCUGGGAGGAGCGCAAGGAAGACCCAGAUGGAUGGAGAACGGUGCAUCCAAGAUAUUGGUGGUGUCAAAGAGGCAUCAAGGAGAGGCCCGUUUCAAAUCGCACAUCUACCCCGAGCCUCAGUCAGCGUGAGUGACACUUCGGUGAAUUCAUGGCAAAGAUGCAAGGUAAAUGCUUUCGAUGUCUGGCCAGAGGACAUCUUGCUUCUGUGUGCAGGGACCCCAUAAAGUGCAUCUCCUGUGGCUGCUCCGGGCACAAGGCCCGCUGUUGCACUGCGCUACUCUCCACCACCGCGAAGCAACUCCCAUCGCCUCCCCCGCCAUCGCCCUCAAGCGCCUCUAAGUUUCCACCGCUGCCUGGCUCGAUGCCGCGCUAGGGUGACCCAGCCUCCAGGCUGACGGAGGACUUCACCGUGGCCACCACCACGCGCGACAUGGACCGCGAGCUCGCGUAGCUCACCAGCUUGGCGGUGCUCGAGUGGCUUCGCCCGGACCGGCCGGAUGUCAGCCUUGAGAUCAUCAAGGCGGCGUUCUGCUUGAAGUUCGGGAUUCGGCCAAUGGACAUCAUCAUUGCCAAGCACUACCCUGAGGACUUCCUCAUCGACUUCAAGCACCGCCACCACCGCGACGCUGCAGUUGCACUCGGGAGCUUCCUGCACGGCAGCCUCGAUAUCCACAUCCAACCUUGGCAGUUUUCAACGCACGACGACCAAGUUGACCUCAAGCACCAUGCUCGCUUCUGCCUGGAAGGAGUACCUCUACAUGCCUGGAUAGAGGACAUCGCCCACAAGAUUGUUGCUAGCUCCUGCGACCUCCACUACAUUGAGGGGUCCUUGCUACGCAGAGAGGAUGCCCGGACACUCAACCUUUGGGCAUGGACAAAGAAGCCGUCUCUCAUCCCAAAGGUGGUGCGACCUCACGUCACGACUAGUGCCCGGCUUCAUCGUCGGUGAAGGCAAGUGAUUGUAGCGAAUGGCUACGCUUUAACCUCUUAUUGGGUUGCCUACAUUCUUUAAUUACAAUGCAUUCAUCUAAUCUUAAUAACUGAUUAUGAGCUAGUUACUAUGUUGUUUACUUUUCUAGAAGUUUACUCGAUGAUUGAUUUAUGAAGUGCAGUAAGCACGAUAUGCCAUUCUGCAGUUGUUCAUUAUUGUUUUAUGCAAUGUUUUUUUGAAGUCUCAAGCAUAUUCCAGGAGUUAUGUUAGUUAUGCUUGAAGCACGUCAUGCAUAUACAUCUCAUGCAUUGGAAGUUUGUCGUCAUCUUCUGGCUACGACCGUACCGGUACAGCAUCGUAUGUCACCUGAGGAGGGGUACGGUGCACACCCUUACGUUACCCGAUGAGGGGUAAGGGUGAGGAGAGCAUGUCAUGUGCAUGGUUAUGCCUUCUUAUGAAAUUCAAUGAGUUAUUCGCAUCAAAUCUUAUUUCCUUUAGUUAGCUUGUAUAUAGAUAUAUAUGCGGCUCCGAAGGCUUAUACCAACCAAAUGUUAAAAUGAUUAAUGUUACCGUUGGACUUGCUUAGUCAUAAUUGUUUCUCCUAGUGUUGGCGGUCUGUUUCAUUACUAGUUUCUAUUUAGAAUUGUUAGCACAUUCAACUGUGGCUAAAUAGCUUUUUGUUAAAGUACCUUUCACUUGCUGAGAUUUUUGAAUCUCACCCGUGCUUUCUUUCCAGGUUCCUUUUGAGAUGUCAAUCGCUUGCGGGAUGGGUAGCUACACGUCGCCUGCGCGUUCACCUUCUCUCUUGGCCUAAACUUGAUGUCCUGUUAGAUAUUGUCUUUUGCCCUGUAAUGUAUAUAGUGAGUUUGAUGGUGGUUCAGUUGUAUGGUCGAGGCUUGUACCUCGUUUGCUAGGAUCUUUAUUUUGCUAGUGUGAUAUUCUAUAUCUGUUCUAUCUGGUUUGUUGUUGCCUGUUAUACCUCCACUUUCAGGAGAGGUGCUGCCGAAAUUUUCCCUUAGCUUUCGGCAGAUUUGUAGGUUGGUCUUAGUGACCUUCCGGGCUUGUUUCGGUCCCCGGGGUGUUACAUAGGGACCCUCCUUCAUCGACCGGAUCACCCAUCAGACGACACCACCAAGUCUGAUGCGCCAGAAAGCUAGCAAGUCUGCCGGUACGCCGCAGUGCCUGGUUAGCUGCAAGGUCCUGGCCACGAGGAGACCCCAACGCGUGCGCUCACCAAGUCCUGAUGAAGAAGCUCAGCAUCACCAGCCAGGUAGGCGAAUCAAUGGAGGAGAUGCUCCAACGCUACUUCAACUUGUUUCGUGGUCCUCUGUUCGACCUCGUCAUCAAGGCACUCAUAGCGCUGUGCGGCCUAGAUGGCUCCACAACGUCUGCUAGCACGAAGGCAGCGUGAUCGACGGUCAUGCAUUGGGUGCUACACCCCUCCUCCAUGCCACACUUCGCUCUGUUUCGUUGCCAAGGACGGGCCCUUCCUUUGUGUCUAUUUGUAGUCAUCAGUCGCGGCUAUGUCCGCCAACCGUGUCAUGUUUG
This is a messenger RNA of Phragmites australis (common reed), 3066 nucleotides long. RefSeq lists its product as uncharacterized. The record is from RefSeq and is a predicted model, not a curated record. Lineage: Eukaryota; Viridiplantae; Streptophyta; Magnoliopsida; Poales; Poaceae. The coding region runs from base 1141 to 1536 and encodes 131 amino acids. The transcript is spliced from 2 exons.